This is a messenger RNA of Prinia subflava (tawny-flanked prinia), 4585 nucleotides long. It is a transcript of the gene PIK3C3, whose product is annotated as phosphatidylinositol 3-kinase catalytic subunit type 3. NCBI's taxonomy places the organism in Eukaryota, Metazoa, Chordata, Aves, Passeriformes, Cisticolidae. The record is from RefSeq and is a predicted model, not a curated record. Gene Ontology annotation, biological process: phosphatidylinositol-mediated signaling; phosphatidylinositol-3-phosphate biosynthetic process; endocytosis. Bases 101 to 2896 code for a protein of 931 amino acids. Gene Ontology annotation, molecular function: 1-phosphatidylinositol-3-kinase activity. Gene Ontology annotation, cellular component: phosphatidylinositol 3-kinase complex, class III, type I; membrane; cytoplasm. The transcript is spliced from 25 exons.
CAAGAUGGCGGUGGCGGCGCAUGCUCGGAGCGCGGCAGGGGAGGCCGGCGCUGCUGCCCGCGGCCGCUGAAGGGGCGGGCGGGGAGUAGCGGCGGCGGCCAUGGGCGAGACCGAGAGGCUCUAUUAUGUGUACAGCUGCGACCUGGACAUCAACGUGCAGCUGAAGAUAGGAAGUCUGGAAGGGAAAAGAGAACAGAAAAGCUACAAAGCGCUCUUGGAAGAUCCUAUGCUGAAGUUCUCGGGACUGUACCAAGACACUUGCUCUGACUUGUAUGUAACUUGUCAGGUGUUUGCAGAAGGGAAGCCUCUUGCUCUUCCAGUUAGAACUUCCUACAAGGCUUUUAGCACUAGAUGGAACUGGAACGAAUGGCUGAAACUGCCUGUGAAGUAUCCAGACUUGCCUCGAAAUGCUCAGGUGGCUCUGACCAUCUGGGAUGUGUACGGACCUGGUAAAGCUGUUCCUGUGGGAGGAACAACAGUCUCACUCUUCGGAAAAUAUGGUAUGUUUCGACAAGGAAUGCAUGACUUGAAAGUCUGGCCCAAUGUAGAAGCUGAUGGCUCUGAGCCCACCAAAACUCCUGGGAGAACCAGCAGUACAGUCUCUGAAGAUCAAAUGAGCCGCUUGGCAAAGCUCACCAAGUCUCAUCGGCAAGGUCACAUGGUGAAAGUGGAUUGGCUGGACAGACUCACCUUUAGAGAAAUAGAAAUGAUCAAUGAGAGAGAAAAACGAAGCUCCAAUUUUAUGUACCUGAUGAUUGAAUUCCGUUGCGUCAAGUGCGAUGAUAAAGAAUAUGGAAUAGUUUACUACGAAAAGGAUGGUGAUGAGUCAUCUCCAAUUUUAACAAGUCCUGAAAUUGUUAAGAUUCCAGAUCCCCAGAUGUCUAUGACAGUGCCUAAGUACAGUUCUAGAAAAGAUUUCCAUUAUUGUGGAUGCCAAUUCAGUGGGACUGGUAUUGGCAGCUUUGGGAACCUUAAUGAGAACUUAGUAGAAAGCAAACAUCACAAACUUGCUCGAAGUUUAAGAAGUGGACCUUCUGAUCAUGACCUGAAGCCUAACGCAACUACACGAGACCAGCUUAAUAUCAUAGUGAGUUAUCCACCAACAAAGCAACUAACAUACGAGGAACAGGAUUUGGUGUGGAAAUUCAGAUAUUACCUCACACAUCAGGAGAAGGCCUUGACAAAGUUCCUGAAGUGUGUCAACUGGGAUCUACCACAAGAGGCAAAGCAAGCACUGGAGCUGCUGGGCAAAUGGAAGCCCAUGGAUGUGGAAGACUCUCUGGAACUUCUGUCAUCUCACUUCACCAACCCAACGGUGCGGCGCUAUGCUGUUGCCAGGCUUCAGCAAGCUGAUGAUGAGGAUUUGCUGAUGUACCUGCUACAGUUAGUCCAAGCAUUGAAAUACGAGAACUUUGAUGACAUAAAGAAUGGCCUGGAGCCUAGCAAGAGGGACAGUCAAGGUUCCAUGUCAGAAACUAUGACAACAUCUGGAUCUAAUGCUCCAGAAAUAGACAGUGCCCAGAUUAUGAGUCCUGUUCCACCUGUUUCCUCUCCACCGCUUACUUCUAAGACAAAAGAGCUUGCAGAAAAUGAAAACCUUGAUCAAGACCUUUGCACGUUCUUGAUAUCACGGGCAUGCAAAAAUUCCACGUUGGCAAACUACUUGUACUGGUAUGUAAUAGUGGAGUGUGAAGACCAAGAUACUCAGCAGAGGGACCCAAAGACUCACGAAAUGUACUUAAACGUGAUGAGAAGAUUCAGUCAGGCUUUGCUGAAGGGUGAUAAGUCUGUCAGAGUUAUGCGCUCACUUUUGGCAGCCCAGCAGACAUUUGUAGAUCGGUUGGUUCAUGUAAUGAAGGCAGUGCAGCGUGAAAGUGGCAAUCGCAAGAAAAAGAAUGAGCGGCUUCAGGCAUUGUUAGCUGAUAAUGAAAAGAUGAACUUAGCAGAUAUGGAACUUAUUCCACUUCCUCUGGAACCUCAGGUGAAAAUUAAAGGAAUAAUCCCUGAAAAAGCCACACUCUUCAAGAGUGCCUUAAUGCCUGCUCAGUUAUUCUUCAAGACAGAAGAUGGAGGCAAAUAUCCUGUAAUUUUUAAGCAUGGCGAUGAUUUACGUCAAGAUCAACUUAUUCUUCAGAUUAUUUCACUCAUGGAUAAGCUGUUAAGGAAAGAGAAUCUGGAUUUGAAGCUGACACCCUAUAAAGUGCUGGCAACUAGUACAAAACAUGGCUUCAUGCAGUUUAUUCCAUCAGUGCCAGUUGCAGAAGUUCUUGCUACUGAGGAAACUAUACAGAACUUCUUCAGGAAGCAUGCCCCUAGUGAGACUGGCCCUCAUGGAAUCAGCGCAGAGGUGAUGGACACAUAUGUUAAAAGCUGUGCUGGUUAUUGUGUGAUUACUUACAUCCUUGGAGUUGGAGAUAGACAUCUGGAUAAUCUGUUGCUAACAAAAACAGGUAAACUGUUUCACAUUGACUUUGGUUAUAUUUUGGGCCGGGACCCCAAGCCCCUUCCUCCCCCGAUGAAGCUGAACAAGGAGAUGGUGGAAGGCAUGGGAGGAACCCAGAGUGAGCAGUACCAGGAGUUCCGUAAGCAGUGCUACACAGCCUUUCUCCACCUCCGCAGGUAUUCCAACUUGAUCUUGAAUUUAUUUUCCCUCAUGGUGGAUGCCAACAUUCCAGAUAUUGCUCUUGAACCUGACAAGACUGUGAAAAAGGAGAAGCAGGACCUGUCUGGGUGCCGAGUCGCUUUACCCGUGCAUGUCCACAAGAAAAGAUACCAACCGGCGGUGACACUCCUAGAGACACUCACAGAGACAGCGACGACUUAUCUGAAGCACCUCAAGAAGACGCGGAGAGUGCUGAAAAUUGACUGUUUUAAUAAUAAUCUAUCAUUGCACUAGCUUGACACUUAGAGACACAAUAAGUUAUUGGUUAAGGUUAAUAGCCUGCGUGCUACACUGUGUGCUUUUCACAAUGGGUGAAAUGUUAAGCAUGAGGGUGUUGGUUUUGAUCAGUGUGGUAGUAAAAACAAGAGCAGGGAUGUUUAACAUUGACACAAGGGAGAACAUGUGGGUUACUUGGGCCAAACAAACUAAACAGGAUUCCUUUUGUUUAUCUCUAGCGACGCCAUCCAAUCCUUUUAGAACCUGCUUGAUUGGAGUUCCACUGACCUCCAUGGCAGAGUUCAAGUCUUUAACCCCUGUCAGCAUUGACCCAAAAGGUGCUUUAAGACCACAAGCUGCUGCCAUAGCGCGAAACCUUAGAACUGCUGGUCCAGAGCCUCAGGAGCUUGAUCUUUUAGGUUCUGUGCCAGGAAACUAUUGUCUUGUCUUUGGGCGCUUUGCAGUAAAUUCAAGUCUAUUAAUCAUAGAUGAGCAGCAAUUGAAAGGCCACGCUACGUGGCUAUCCCCUCAUUCACCAUUGUAUUACAAUUACAUUGAGUAUUGGGUCAGAUCUGUCACGCAAUUGACAACAGCUACUAAGAGAUUGCCACCAGGAAUCUUUUUAGUUUGUGGAGAUAGAGCAUGGUCCACAGUACCUCCAAACAGUGUCGGAGGACCGUGUUAUUUUGGUAAACUAACUCUGUUCGCACCUAGUAUUCACCAGGUUCUAGGCUUGCCAAGAAAGGCUCAAUGAGUCAAGCGCAGUAUGUUUCAACUAGGUCCCAACUGCAGAGAUCAAGUUAAGUUAUGGCAGCCUGCAGCCGUGAUCUCAGCAUCCGUUUUUGCCCCAGGAGUUGCUUCAGCACAAGCCCUCACACAACUGAAACAUUUAGCCUGCUGGACAGGGAAACAGAUUAACAUAACGACGAAGUUGUUGAGUGAGCUUGCUGAAGAUGUUAGUGGCAUUCAUCAUUCAGUGCUCCAGAACCGAGCCGCGAUUGACUUCCUUCUUUUGGCUCAGGGGCAUGGAUGCGAAGAGUUUGAAGGCAUGUGCUGCAUGAAUUUAUCAGACCACUCACGGUCGAUACAUCAGCAGUUAGCGCAGUUGAGGGACAACAUGAAACACCUUGUAGUUGAAAACACUCCGUUUGACAAUUGGCUGAAAUCUUGGAAUCUCACCGGGUGGAUUGUGGAUUUAAUUCGUUUUGGUAUAAUGAUCUUUAUUGCUGUCAUAGUAGUUUUGACAAUAGUGCCUUGCUUGAUACAAUGCAUGCGCAAAUUAGCCGACCGUGCCUUAACGUCAGUUUGGAUAGCCCAAAAAGAAAAAGGGGGAACUGUGGCCGAGUUUCUCAGGUAUCGUGGGCAUGAUAUGCUCACAGAUACCAUUUGAGCUAUUCCAAACUAGGCCAAACUAGGCCUCAGGCCUGGGUCUAGUAGGCUGCAAAACGUUCAGCAUACGUAGUAGCAGAUAAACUUAUCUCCUACUAGGUAUGUGUUAAGGUAUGGACGCUCGCAGCAUAGAGGUAAUGGCACUAAAUCUCCGUAGCUACCUUAACCCUAGAUUGCUUACAUACUUUUGUAUGUUCACCGCCUAUCACAGUGCACCUGCUAACUGUAAACUAUUCGUUCUGUACUUAACCGGCCAUCUCGCGGAAUAAAGCGGAGUUCGUGCUGGAAACCAUACUGGUUGGUCUCACGUUACUCUAG